This is a messenger RNA of Angiostrongylus costaricensis, 2670 nucleotides long. The record is from the annotation of a GenBank genome assembly. Lineage: Eukaryota; Metazoa; Nematoda; Chromadorea; Rhabditida; Metastrongylidae.
AUGGAUGAGGAUGUCCACCAGGUCACACUUGCUCUUCAAGGCACUCUUCAGCAGGACCUUAAUGUCAGAAAACAGGCUGAGCAUCGGUUCGCAUCUUUGUUGCUACAACUUGUUUGUACUGAUAAAACUGCCCCUGAAAUACGUAUGGCUGCUGCUGUUGCGUUGAAGAAUUUCAUCAGGAAGAACUGGGGAGAAGCGCCUGAAGUGGAUCUCACUGUAGAAGAAGAAGAAGCAAUUCGAAGUUCGGUUCUUCAGGGAAUGUUUCUUACUAGCGGAACUGUGCAAAGCCAGCUUUCUCACGCUGUGCAUCUCAUUGCUAAGCGAGAUUUUCCUACCCGUUGGCCGUCGUUGGUACCGUCACUUGUGGAGCAUCUGAAAGUAGACGAUCUCAACCGACUCGUGGCGGCUUUAUCUGCGAUGGAUCAGCUGUUCAGAAAGUUCCGUUAUGAGAGUAAAUCCACAUCUCUUUGGACCGAGCUUAAAUCAUGUUUGUUGACGGUACAAGAGCCUUUAACACAGAUUUAUAUGAAAAUGGUCGAAUUUAUCCCACAACGGUCAUCAAUGUCGUGUGAAUCUCUCACCCAGUGGCUCGAGAUUUUGUGUCUAGUCUGCAAAGUGUUUCAUUCUUUAUGCUUCCAAGAUCUGCCGGAGUACUUCGAGGAUAAUUUGAAACCUUGGGUAGAGGGAUUUCUGGAGACCAUGAAAAUGGAUUGUCCUGGUGUUUCUUCUGGCGGUGGUGAAGCCACUUUCCUUGAUGAAUUAAAAAUGGAAGUUUGUGAGAUAUUUACUCUAUACGCGCAGCGUUUUGAAGAGGAAAUCAAUCCAUUUAUGGAGGACAUCAUUCAAGCAGUUUGGCAACUUGUAGUGCAAACCGGUAUUGACACGAGAUUCGAUGGCAUGGUCUGCGCUGCUCUAGAAUUUCUAUCAAUUAUCUGUCAGAAAACCCACUAUGAGAGUUACUUUGUUGGAGAGGGCGUUUUGCAAACGAUGGCGCAAGAUGUUUGCGUGAAAAAUCUUCAUUUGAGGCAAGAAGAUCUGGAAAUGUUCGAAGAUGAACCAAUCGAAUACUUGAAAAGAGACAUUGAAGGUUCUGAUGCAUGCACACGUCGUCGCGGAGCUAUUGACCUUGUGCGCGCUUUGUGCAGGAAGUAUGAGGAUCGACUAGUUCCAAUACUCUCUCAGAUAGUGCAAUUGCUCUGCUCUGAUGGAGACUGGAUGAAGUUGGACGUAGUUUAUUGUCUCGUUACUGCUAUUGCUUCGAAAACGGAGACAGCAAAGAGUGGCGUGACUAGUACGAUUGUCGGUGCGAUGGUGUACAUUUUCUUCAUUUUCACAGUUCUUGACUUUCCAUUUUUGGUUUUCCUUAAAAUUUCCCUCCGUAGGUUUGUUGUAACCUUUCGAAACCAACUUCCUGCCGACGUGUUGGUCGAAGUGGUGCAGGCAGUGGAUCGCAUUCUGACAUCUCGGCUUCCAAUCCUGCAGAAGUAUGCUGCAUAUGCUCUCGACAAACUUCUCCUGGUCAAACAACCUAAUAGCACGGUAAGCUUUAGUGCAAGAGUUGUGCCAGUGGGAUCACUUCUGAAUAAUCUCGUCAAAUGUUUCGACAAGGAUCCUAAAGCGCAAAACUCUCCGUACCUCAUUAAAGCUAUUUUGCGAUGUGUGGCUAUACUUGAUGAGGAAACAGCACGAUGUGGUAGUCAGAUAGCGUCAAAAUUGUCGUCAUUGGUGGAAGCGACGAUAAAGAAUCCCGCUGACGCCGUGCAUACUCACUUUCUUUUCGAGACGAUGUGCGUUCUCAUUAAAAAGGUCCUCCCUGAUGGCAGCCUGGACGCUGAACUUAUGCCUUUGCUGGAAACGAUUCUUGGUCAGGACAUAACGGAUCUAGUACCUUACGCCUUGCAGAUCACAGGCGUGCUUCUUUCGUCGUCUCUUAUGCGGAAUCCAAAUGUUGAUCAGAAGUACUUGUCCUUUCUUCCGUACCUACUUUCCAAGGAUCUCUGGGCGCGCUCAGCAAAUAUACCUGCAGCAUUGUCAGUUGUGGAGACAUUUCUGAAGCAUUGUCCGGAACAUGGUGCUUUAAUAAUGCAACACUUCUCUAGGCUGGUUGGAUCGAAAUCUUUAGAUCAAUACGGUUUUCAACUAGCUAAUGCUAUAUUGCCUGUGGUGGAGGUCUGUUUUUUGAAAUCAUUUGUUCUACUCAACAAUAUGUUCCAGCGAGUGCAAUUCAGCAAAACACCAAAGUUUAUGAAACAUUUUGUUGUGUUUGUUUGCCAAUUUGCUGUUGUUCGAGGAGCAGAACAGCUUUUUCAGGCAGUGGAAACGAUUCAGACAGGGAUGUUCCGCAUGCUUCUGGAGAAGGUAGUGGUGCCGGAAUUGACAAACUUGCAAAAUUUAACAACGAUAGCUGAUAAACGUACUAUUGCAAUUGGCAUAGCAAAUAUAUUGGGUGACGCUACAAAUUAUGUCGGUGAUCAGUACGGCGUCUUGGCUGCUGGGGCUACUCAUCUGGUCGAAGCUCCAUCAAUAAGCGAUCGCCAGAUCCUUUCUCCAGAAGAAGAACAGGCAUCCAUGUACAACUCUGAAGGCGAAUUUGUCAAUCCGUAUUGCCGUCUUAGCUACGCCCCACGUCCUGAUCCUUUAGCUCCAGAAAUCAAGGACUAUAAAAGUUAG